AUGUAUGGAAUAACCCUCGUUUCUACAUCUGCUGUUGCUGCAUUUGUUGUUUUCUUUGUAUUCAAGGGUAACUUCACAUAUCUUUCUGAACAGUUGAAUAGCCUUAUAUUAUUCAUGAGUUCGAAAUUUUCAAGAUUCAAUGGUUAUGGGUCGAACUUAGGUGGUGGCAGAGGUGGUUAUAAUAGACGUGUGUCAAAGGAAGAGAAAUUUGCUAUGCAAAAUGGUGGUGAAGUUGGUGGUAUUUCAAAUGAGGGAAACACCUGCUUUAUGAAUAGUGUUAUUCAAUCAUUGGCAUCAUCUCGUGAAUUGAUUAAAUUCAUAGAUUCUUAUUUGUACACGAAUGAAAAUGAUAGUGGUGAAGUGUUGAAGGCAAACAGUUUUACAUUUUCUUUUGCUUUGAAGCAAUUGUUAACUAAUGUUAAUGGUGCCUAUGGUGCUAGAGGAAGAGAAUUCAGUACUAAGCAAUUACUCAAUAAAAUGCCCAAUGGUCCUAAGCAAAACUUUUUUUUGGGCUAUAAUCAAGAAGAUGCCCAAGAGUUUUACCAAUUAGUAAUGGGUUUAGUUGAAAGUGAGUUCAAAAAGUUUGAUGAAGCCAAGUCUCUCAAUAAGUCAUCAUCAAAAGAGAAGGGCUCCAAAUUUGUUAGCAUUGACAAUUUAAACCAGCAUGAAUACAUCUCAGGAUGCGAUCAGUUGGGUCAUUUGGGAAAUGUAUACGUUCCAGCAUUUCAAGUAGAUCCUAACUUACUGGAAUCGGAUCGUAAAGCAAUGCCGUUGAAUUUGGUAACCCCUGCUGAUGGUGUAUGUGCCGAACGUAUUGGUUGUGUUAAUUGUGGUGAAGUUGGUGGUAUUCGUUACUCUGUUAACAGUGGUCUUUCGUUGAACUUUCCUCUAGGAAGCAAUGGUGGUUCUUAUUAUUCAGGAUACACCAAUUACACCUUGAAUGGAUUAUUAGACGAUUGGUCUACACCAGAAAUCAUAGAUGAUGUCAAUUGUAACAGAUGUGGUUUAAUUCAAACGAAGCAAUUCCUUGAAGAGAGCAUUGAAAAGAAUAAUGAUAAUGAUUUUUUCACUGAAAAGUUGAAGAGUAAACUUGCUGCUAUUGAAACGGAGUUGAAGUUACCCCAUAUCGAAGAUGAAGCCUUUGAGAAACUUGCAACUAAAAAUAUGAUUAAGAAGACACGAAAGCACAAGCAAAUCCUUUUAAGUCGACCACCAGCAUUAUUGUCAAUUCAUAUCAACAGAUCUGUUUUUGACCCUCAAACCAUGAGAAUGAUGAAGAACUCUUCCAACAUAUCAUUUCCUAGUGUCUUGAACCUCUCCAAAUAUGUGGCCGAGCCAAGCGAUAUCAAUAUGGAUGCCAGACUACCAUUCCGUAAGCAAGACAUGAAGAAUGGGAAUUUAUCCGGUUCUAUAAUCAGCGAAAAGGGAACUCAUUUCAGCGACAACAUAUCGCAGCAUGAAUCUAUGGAGAUUGAUGAAACGGAUAAUCAACUGCUUGUAGAUUCUCCCGCUUCUUCAAGUACCAAUGAAGAUAUUGAAGAUGGAGAAACUUAUAAUCCUCUGUUGCUAUACAAUUUAAAGGCCGUGAUAUCACAUUAUGGAACGCAUAAUUAUGGACACUAUAUUUGUUACAGAAAAUUUAGAGGAACGUGGUGGAGAAUCAGUGAUGAGUCUGUGUAUGUUGUGACCGAGCGUGAAGUUGUGAAUUGUCAAGGUGUCUUUAUGCUCUUUUACGAGUACGAUGAUGGGUUCAAGGAAGAGUUGAUAGAUGUUGAAGAUGAGGAAGAUGAGGAAGAUGAACAAGAUGAGCCUCAAGCUAUCAGGCCUAACGGUGAGAUAGAAAGCUCCGAUGAAGACGAAGAUGAAGAGGACGACGAAGAUGAAGAUGACGAUGAAGAAAACGAGGACGAGCAUGAGGGUCAUGAUGUAAAGUCUGGUUCUUACGAAGAUCUUGAAGCAGAAGAAGACGAAGAUGAAGUAGCUUCUAGCGAUAUUGCUGAAAACUUGAGUGAACAAAACUCAGACAACGCGUUAAUUGCUGAAAGCCAAGCUCAUCUUUGA
This is a messenger RNA of Lizanozyma spartinae, 2061 nucleotides long. It is a transcript of the gene UBP1, whose product is annotated as ubiquitin-specific protease. The record is from RefSeq and is a predicted model, not a curated record. Bases 1 to 2061 code for a protein of 686 amino acids. The transcript is spliced from 3 exons. NCBI's taxonomy places the organism in Eukaryota, Fungi, Ascomycota, Pichiomycetes, Serinales, Debaryomycetaceae. Gene Ontology annotation, cellular component: nucleus; cytosol. Gene Ontology annotation, biological process: protein deubiquitination. Gene Ontology annotation, molecular function: cysteine-type deubiquitinase activity; cysteine-type endopeptidase activity.